UCUCCCCCCUCUCCCCGCCCCCCCCAGGAUGCUGCGGCGGCUUCUGGAGCGACCCUGCACCUUGGCCCUGCUGGUGGGCUCCCAGCUGGCCGUCAUGAUGUACCUGUCCCUGGGCGGCUUCCGCAGCCUCAGCGCCCUGUUCGGCCGCGAGCCGGGCCCGGCCUUCGACUACUCCCACCCGCACGACGUCUACGCCAACCUCAGCCGCCUGCCCGGGCCGCCCCCGGGCGCCCCCGCCAUCCUGCCCUACUGCCCCGAGCGCUCCCCGCUCCUCGUGGGCCCGGUGUCCGUCUCGUUCAGCCCGGUGCCGUCGCUGGGGCGGAUCGCCGAGCGGAACCCGCGGGUGGGCCCGGGGGGCCGCUACCGGCCGGGCGGCUGCGAGCCCCGCUCCCGCACGGCCGUCAUCAUCCCCCACCGGGCCCGCGAGCCCCACCUGCGUCUGCUGCUCUACCACCUGCACCCCUUCCUGCAACGCCAGCAGCUGGCCUACGGCAUCUACGUCGUCCACCAGGCCGGAAACGGGACGUUUAACCGGGCGAAGCUGCUGAACGUGGGGGUGCGGGAGGCGCUGAAGGACGAGGAGUGGAACUGCCUCUUCCUCCACGACGUCGACCUGCUGCCCGAGAACGACCACAACCUUUACGUCUGCGACCCCGCCGGGCCCCGCCACGUGGCCGUCGCCAUGAACAAGUUCGGCUACAGCCUCCCGUACCCGCAGUACUUCGGGGGGGUCUCCGCCCUCACGCCGGACCAGUACCUGAAGAUGAACGGCUUCCCCAACGAGUACUGGGGGUGGGGGGGAGAGGACGACGACAUCGCCGCCAGGGUGCGCCUGGCCGGGAUGAGGAUCCUGCGGCCGCCCGUCUCCGUGGGCCACUACAAGAUGGUGAAGCAUCGGGGCGACAAGGGCAACGAGGAGAACCCGCACAGGUUCGACCUGCUGAUCCGGACGCAGCGCUCCUGGACCCAGGACGGCAUGAACUCGCUGACCUACCGGCUGCUGGCCCGGGAGCUGGGCGCGCUCUACACCAACAUCACGGCCGACAUCGGGACCGACCCCCGGCCGGCCCGGGCCCCGGGGCCCUGGCCCCCCGGGCCCCGGCCCCCCGGCGCCCCCCGGGCC
Messenger RNA from Ornithorhynchus anatinus (platypus), 1123 nucleotides. It is a transcript of the gene B4GALT3, whose product is annotated as beta-1,4-galactosyltransferase 3. Gene Ontology annotation, biological process: galactosylceramide biosynthetic process; carbohydrate metabolic process. The transcript has 6 exons. The annotation marks the transcript as partial. The record is from RefSeq and is a predicted model, not a curated record. Gene Ontology annotation, molecular function: glycosyltransferase activity. NCBI's taxonomy places the organism in Eukaryota, Metazoa, Chordata, Mammalia, Monotremata, Ornithorhynchidae.